Solanum dulcamara is the source of this 1372-nucleotide messenger RNA. RefSeq lists its product as uncharacterized. The record is from RefSeq and is a predicted model, not a curated record. The transcript is spliced from 6 exons. NCBI's taxonomy places the organism in Eukaryota, Viridiplantae, Streptophyta, Magnoliopsida, Solanales, Solanaceae. Bases 522 to 1103 code for a protein of 193 amino acids.
AACUGAAAAUUGAAACUUGAAAGCAAACAGCAAUUAGUUGACCAGCUGAUCUUUCUUCGAUUACCUACCGUACAUGCUUAUGAAACGCAUCAGAUUCUGUCAAAUUUGCCGAAAGUGCUUCAAAAAGGGACCCAUUUUGUAAGCCCCCAAUUUGCCCCUUUGACCUCUCAUACAAACAAGCAUAAACCCCACACAAACUCUUGAUCAAUAAUUAAAAAAUAGAAAAAAAGAAACCCCUUUUAACGAUUUGUUUCCAUUUUCAAGAAUCAUUCAUAGUGCUUCGUUGAAUAUUCACAGGUUUCCACCACAUGCUUCUCAUGUCUGCCCACUCCUUUUUGUCACUUUCAUUACCAAGAUUUCACCUUUUUAGAGAUAUCUAAAGUCAAACAGCUGGAGCAGGAGAGUUUUGAGUUAUUUGUCAAGUUCUGAAGCAUAUACAAGUCAGAAGUCAAAGAUAGCUGGUUGACUCUUGGUAUUCAUUUCACUUGUCAAAUUCUGAAGCUUCUGCAAGUUAAAAGACAAUGUAUCCAAGGGUUAAGGUGAGGGUACAGAAAGAAGAAGAUGAUCAGUAUGCUUAUCAGUCUUUGCCUUCUUUGAAGGCUUUUGAAUCCCUUUCCAUAACUGACUUCUCUUCUUCAGAUGAUUCUCCUACAUCAGUUGUGAGGAUACCCCGAGCAUGUAUCUUAAGCCCAGACAGACAUGGGCUUCCAUCAUCGAGAGGGAGAACCAAGGACAAUAACCAAAGCAUUUUUGGUGGAAGCAAAACAAAUGCAAGGGCCACUUCAGUCCCUCGACCACGUGCAGUCUUAUCAAGCCCUGAUAAUGAUCAAAUGAUAAGCACGAGGAGCAAGACGAAAGCAGAAGUACUUUCAGGCUUGAAGAAUCAUAAUUCAUGUCAAAACAGACAUCAUAUCAAGUGCAAAACUUUUCCAAAAUCAAUUCAAGAUUCACAUCAUACAAGUGGAAAUAAGGGCUCAAAAGAGACGGAUGAUGGGAAACUUGAUUCUCGAGCAAGAUCAAGGCUAGUGAAAGGUUAUCCACGUGGAAGAACACACCUUCAGGAAGGAGAUCAACAUUCUGUUCGUUCAAAAGUAAAACAGUAAGCAGUCCAUUUUGGCUAAGUAAUCAACUCAUUCUAGCCUGCAUAUACUAAUUCUAAAAGUUUCUGAGUGAUGCUACUCCACUUGACGAAAGUUAUAACUGAACUUGAAACUCUUCAAAGAGAAACCUUAUUUAGAUGAUUCUUUUUAUGAAAAGACUCAUCCUCUCUGCAGAAAAUUCUGCAUUUUCAGACUCUUGAUGUUUUGCCUCUUAUGUUCUUCUAUGUGACUACACUGAUAUCUAGCUAUAACAGUGCCAUCAUCCAGCGCUC